Molecule: messenger RNA, 558 nt
Organism: Aureobasidium namibiae CBS 147.97
Lineage: Eukaryota; Fungi; Ascomycota; Dothideomycetes; Dothideales; Saccotheciaceae
Exons: 1
Coding region: 1-558 (185 amino acids)
Molecular function (GO): nucleic acid binding
Source: RefSeq, a predicted model, not a curated record
AUGAACCAACGCUACACCGAAGGCAUCACUAUGAGUCAAGUCAGAUUCGAGCUUCAAGACUUCCUGGAGGAGGACGAGAUGACCACCAAAGCAUUCCCACCGAUGCUGAAGAACGACCGCAAGGUUCUGCACGAGAUUGCCAAUCACUUCAACCUCAAGUCCAAGUCUGUCGGAAGCGGCAAGAACAGAGCUCCCGUCCUUAUCAAGACAUCCAGGACUAUCGAGUGGAGCUCCGAGCACUUCAGCCGCGUCUCAAACUUCGUCGGCAGAGGUGGAGGAGGAUACAUGAAGAACUCCUCGAAGAAGUCAAGGGUCACUGGAGCCAGCGAAGUCAGGAGAACCAGAGCGAUGGGUGGUGGCGGUGGUGGUGCUGCUGCAUACCGUAACGGAGAUGUCGUCGGCCACAACGCCUCAGAGAUUCCUGCCACCAACUUUGGCAGAAAGCUCAUGGAGAAGAUGGGUUGGGCUGCUGGUAUGUCGCUUGGCAAGGAAGGCUCCGGUGGUCUGCUUGUUCCUGUGCAGGCUACUGUCAAAUCGGGCAAGGCUGGACUGGGUUAG